GGUCGUCAUGUGUUCUGUGGCGGCGAUGCCAGGCGCUGGUGUCUCCGCCGUGCGUCGUCUCGCGCUGUACGUCCUGUGCCAUCCGUACGUGCACUCCGUUUGAAGUCCGUGAGCUAUUUUAAGUGAUAAUAUUAAGUGUACAGGGACUGUUAAAUACGGCGAUAGAUAGAUAAGAGUCCAUGAUGGAGAUACUGGAUACCAGUGCGCGUGUGAGAGCCGAACACUAACAGUGAGGAAUAUUUUUGAGAUGAGAAAAUGGAGAGUAAUUAUGACCCUUAUGUACGAGUCCUGCGCAGCGAUGGUGACGGAGAGGACGACCUGGUCCCCUGGUGUACAGACGGCGACCACGGCAGGUGCAAGGCCUACCUGGCGAAGGUGAUAAGCGUCGACGAGGAUGGCUCUUGCGACGAGCUGGGGGAGGACGACUCCGCGGAGGAGUUUCCCCCUCUCGUCAUCACAGAAAACGGGAUGUACGACGCCGUCCCGGAGCGAGGGCAGACUAAUGCAUCUUUCACAAGCCUCUCCCGCGGGUUUCGUGGCUGCAGCUACGUCGGCGAGGCAAAGGAGGUGAUGUAUGGGGAGAAUGUUGAUGUUUCGAUGCCGCUAAUAUACAGUUCUAAGCGGGUGAAUAACGAAAGUGAAAAUAAAGUGCAGGUUUAUGACACGGACGAAGGCGCGGCUGACCCAAGCAUAGAUGACGUAACCUUCGAAAACAGAGAAGAGGUCAGUCUGGUUGGGGAGGAGUCAGUCGACGACCCUAGCGGAGGUUCCGAGCCAAGGGCACCUUCACGGGAACUCGCCGAGGUUGCUAGCGAACCCAGCGGUGCCGGAGAUGACGUCACAGAUAACAGAGGGUAUAUGGGUCGGCCCAGUAAUAACCUCGUCACGCGGGAGUACCUCAAGAUCAGCGGGAUCCUUGGUUUUGCCGCAGAGCUGAUCAACACGACGCUGCCCAGCGACGAAGGCCUCCCUUCGCGCAAGGGCGGCGACGACUUGGCGGAACCUGGCCUGCUCUCGUGCCCUUGGGAGAAGGCCGCCUCCGGGACGCCCCCCGAGCUUCGAGCGCCGGAUGCCCCCGCGCUUGGCCGCGAGACCGAAAACAAUAAGAGCAACGCGCGGCGCAAUCAUCUAGGUCACGUGGCCCGACAAGGCCCCGACGCGCCUGACCUUUCCAGGACCAAGGCGCUGGCUGGCGGGGAUGCCCGUGACGUCAUAAAGCCCUUUGUCUUGUCCGACCUGAAGCGUCUUCGGGAGGAGCGGCGCGUCUCAGUGGAUGAGGGAGAGAUAGCGGAGGAGGAUAAAGUCAGCGAAAGCGGAGACGAGGAGAGACAUGAUGAUAAAACGGAGGAAGGGGAAAGAAGUGCGGGGGAAGAAGAGGACCUCGAAAAUGGCAUUAACGUGGGAGAGUACAAAGAGGUAAAGGCCGUUUUUGUUCAAGAAUGUUUAGUAGAAGAAGAGGAAGAGGAAGAGAAAGGCGAUAAGAAGGAAGAAGGUAGAGAGAAUGUGAUAGAGACGGACGGGACGGAGAAUAUGACCACCGAAGAGGAUAAAAAGGAAAUUGGAGAAAGCACGGAAGCAGAAGGAGAGAAAGAAGGAGGAAAUGAGAUAGAGGCGGAACAGGAAGAACCGCAGGAGGAGUUACAACAUUCUCAGGAAGAAAAUGUUGCCGAAAACCUCCCCUGCGAAGAACAUUCCGGUGUGGAACAUCCUCCACAAGAACACGGUGAAGGCGGACUUUCGUCAGAGAACAGUUCUUGUGAAGAACAAUCUCCUGUAGAACGUUCCAUAGAAGGAUAUGUUGACGGUUCAUUCCACGAAAAACAUGCUUCUUAUCACUCUGAAGAACAAGCCUCUGAUGAACCUUCCCCUGCAGAACACUGCGAGGAAGACCCUUCCAGUGAGGGACAUCACUGUGAAGAACAUCCCAGUGGAGAAGAACUUUUUGAUGGUGAAGAUUCCUCUGCUAAAGAAGUUGGAGAACGUAACGCCGGAGAAAUUCUGCGAGAAGAACACGGUUGUCCCAGAGAUCGUCUUGUGCAGCAAGAACCCUUUCAAGAACUGUUCACUGAAGAAAAAUCUGCCAAGGAUAAUUCGAAUGACGAAGUGCAUUCCAAUUCUGAUGAGAAAUGUUCGUCUGACGAUCAUCCCGACGAAGAACAUUCCUUUGAAGAACACCGUGUGGAACCACAUUCUCCUCCUGAAGAACACCUGUGUGCAAGCAAACCGAGUGAAGAACCGCUUCUAGAAAAUCUGAUUGAUUUGUCAGAGCAUCUGAUUGAAGAACAGCCUAAACCCUGUGAAGACGGUCCUACCGAAGAACAACCUGGCGACCUGUGUGAACACAUGUCUCCUGAAGAACAACCUGAAGUUUCUGAGCCCCAUCCUAUUGAAGAACAGCCACAAGUCCACUUUAAUGAAGUUUGUUGCAUUGAUGAACACCCGAGUGAAGAAGAACAGACAUUUGAGUGCCAUCUUUCUGAAUUACAGCCGACAGAAGAACAUCUCGAUGAACAUGUUAUUGUAAACGAACAUGACAAUGAAUCACUUCAGGAGCAACAAACGGAUGAGGAACAGCGGUCUGUAGGCCAGGAUGUUAAAAGUCAGUUGGACGAAGAACAGGAAGUUGAGAAGAAAUCAGAAAGCAUUGAAGAACAAGUUAUUGAAGAACAGGCGUGUGAAGAACAGAUUACUGAUAAUCGCCCAAAUGAAGAGCAAAACGACGAGAAAUCAAUGUGUGGAGUUCGGCUCGGGAAAGAACAGUCUGUGGAGAGUGUGGAAGAACACGGAAUGGACGACGGCACAGGCGAAGAACAUCCUUGUGAAGGCGAGUCCGGUGAAGAACAAGCGGGUGAGCUAAAAGCGGGUGCCGAGAUGGACGCCGCUGAGCCCGUAAUUGAGAUAGAUGUGGGUGAGCGAGCAGCCGGCAGUGGCGAGACCGCCUCGGCCGACGUAGACGCUGACAGUAUCAGCAUCGUCAGCGCUGAUGACAAAAGUGGAUGCUCUGCCGACGUCGCCGAUGCUAGCGGGGAUGAGGGUAAUUAUGUCGACCUGGUUAGCGGCAGUGAUAGUGGCAGUGGGGGUGAAAAUGGCGGUUUGGCACCCACGGGCCCUGGGCAGAGAGAUAGUGACGUCAUAUCUAACAUACCAUCCGGUCCAGAGAACGGCGCUGGCAGUGGUUCUCCCGUGGACGGCGAGGCGGGUGAUUCGUCGGCCCUCCGUUGUCUAGAGCAAGAUUGUCACGACGAAGAGCGGGUGCCUGAGGAAGUGCGGGGCGGGGAGGAACAUCCCUGUCACGAGGGCGGCGAGGGCGGCGUGCUAGGCAAGGAGGCGGAAAGGGCGUGGGCAAGCGCAGAGGUGCAAGGCGUAACCAAAGAAGAACACGACAUCGACCCUCGUACGUACGCAGUAAGCUCGCAGGAACAGGUGGAUGACGGUGGUGAGGAGUCCUCGCCCGAUGACGAGACUCUGAGAGACGCCCCCAGCGAGCCGCGUGAGCCCGCGAGCCCUUCGGAGACCCUCGCGUCAGAGGAGGAGAAAGAAUCUAGUCCCGACGGCUCCCCUGGACGGGUCGACCAGGAGGAGGCCCUUGGAGCCGCGACACCAAAGAAGCAACAUACCGAAUCGGAAAAAGACAGCGGACCAGAGGAGCCCUGCGUUCCCUGUGGGAGCCGGGGCGUGCGAGGGGAGUGCUGUUUGUGCGCGUCCGCCGCGAGUGCAGGCGAGAGGCCAGACGGCUACAUAGUGGAGUGCCAGGACAGAGGCACUGUGGUGGUUGGCGUUCGAGGCGUGACGUUCGUGGAGGCCUUGCCGUUCCGCGAUCGCUAUUCUCCCGAAGUGUCGAUAAUCUGGGAGGAAGACACCGAAGUGGGCGACGGAGAGGCCUGUGACGCUGCCCCUGGCAACAAGCCGGAAAUUGCCAAGGAGCCAUCGCUAGAGGGAGACUUCGACUCGAUUACUCUCGAAGACGUUUCUGCCGAUGCUGAUCGGGAAGGCGUUGCUGAAGGUCAGGUUUUGGCCAGCAGCGAUAUUAUCGACGUCCCGACGGAAUUCGCUGACGAUCUGGCACUGGUCCGCACAAACGAGGGAGUACCUGGCGUGAGUUCAGGGGAGGAAGGCACGGCAGACGAGGUCCCGACACCUACCGAAGGAGACGAAGACGUAUCUUUGGCAACAGCAGAGGUCGAGGAAGCGGCAGAGCAGGCGGAGGCUGUCGCGGGGAAUCUCCAAGAGGAGGCCGCUGUCACCGACGACAAGUGCUUAACAAGUGUUGCUGUGCAGGACUCGCUAAGCUUCCGUGUCGGUGCGGGUGAAGCGGGAGAAGCUGGGGAAGUGAAUGAAGUGAACGGUGGCAGAGCUGAAGCGAUCGUUGAAGUUAUCGUGAACACGGCCGAGGAAACUGAGGCGAAUAUUAUUGCGAAAGAGUGUGAAGUGAGAGGAGAGGAGGCGAGUGGCGAUCACGACGCAGGUGGCGAUGAUAAUGAACUUAUCAGGGGAAGUGAUAAGUGCAGCGAAGUGAGCGAGCGUGACCGGGAUGAGAUAGGCCGCGAGGAGUCCCCGGAUGAGUGCGCUGACGAAGGCGAGAGCGAAGAAGAGAGGCGAAGGAAUAACGAUGAGGUCUUGGAAAGUCUCUUGAUGUUGAGAAGUGCAAAUAGUGUUGAGUGCGAUGAGCAGUGGAGUGCUGUUGACUUAGUCGUGAGUGGAGCGAGAGGUGACCAAAGUUCUCAAGAAAAAGCAAUUAAAGUCAGUGUUAAAGUGAUUGAAGAGAAUUCUUCCGAAAGGGAAGCCAGUGCUGAUUUGAAAGCUGAAAAUCCGCCGCGUGCCGACUCGUCCGCUGAAGGCGAGGCCUGCGCGGACACUCCCAAGACAGCCAUGAGCGACUCAAGUAACCGCGACUCUGGCACGAGUUACUUGAGCGAGGGCGAGGACAGCGACGACGACACCCUUGAAGGGCGGAACAGCGACGGCGACGCCAUGACGGCGAGCAGCACCGACGACGGCAGCAGCGGCAGUGGCGGCAGCUCCGGCGGCGGCCCGGGCGGCACCGGCGGCAGCGAGGCCUUCAGCAAGUCGCACCGGCGGGAGGACAGCGGUGUGGAGGUGGGCCUCGAGGCCCCCGCGCAGCACCUCUACGGCCUGGCCACACCGCCCCGUCGCCGCCACGCCUCGUGCGACACGCAGCCGGAGGAGGCCGACCCCCACGACACGACGCUGACGGGGCCCGAGGGCGGCAGCGAGGCCUCCGAGGCCGAGGACGGCGGCGAGGGGACCCUGAGGUUCCGCCGCAGCCGCAGCCAUCAGUUCCGCAUGGGGCGGAGGUUCAGCAGCGGACACAAGAUGAUGGAGAAGGUGCGGAAGGCCGUGCACUUCGGCCGCAAGACGCUGCUCGACGACUCCGCCAUCGACGUCCACAACACCAAGCACGACGCCAACAACGCAGCAAGGUGUUGGCAGGUGUUGGCAGGUGUUGGCAGGGAAGCGCUUGGCUUGGAGACAUCGGGUAGAUCCGGCACCAAGUUCCCACGAGUCUUAAGCAAAAUCCGACCGCACAUCCAGUGGGAAAAAAUCGAGGCUUUUACAUCGCCGAAACGAGCUUGCAUUGACGUCUUCCUCGUCGGGUCUCGGUUUCCCAUUCAGAUUCCGACAUCUUACUGGCUAGCACGCAAGGGUCACAUUGCGAUGUUUUUUAAAGGUUGUGUUGAUGUAACAAUUGUAGUUCCCGUUGUGUAUUGGCCGAUAAAUCGUUCGAUACCUACCCAGAGACCCAGCGUUCGCAAGCGGUGUGGCAACAGCACCGAUACAUCAUACUUCAAGCAAGCAAUCACGGACGUCAGACCGGGUGAUUUGACACAAGUAUCUACCAGCAAUAGCCAAAUAAUAAACAACAACAAGGACAUCAAAACCACAACAUGA
This is a messenger RNA of Penaeus indicus, 5910 nucleotides long. RefSeq lists its product as uncharacterized. NCBI's taxonomy places the organism in Eukaryota, Metazoa, Arthropoda, Malacostraca, Decapoda, Penaeidae. The record is from RefSeq and is a predicted model, not a curated record. Bases 256 to 5910 code for a protein of 1884 amino acids. The transcript is spliced from 8 exons.